AUGUCUCAGUCACUGGUUCGAGCAAUCUCAGCUCGGAAGAAUCAAUUGGGUCUUGGGUUCUACUAUAGAUGCUCUGAUUCUCGCCGAUUUCAUUCCCAAGAGAAGAUCAUUGCUUCCAAUGGCUGCAAUCGUUCAUUUCUAGGUUUCACUUCAUUUCCUAGACAUGGAAGUCAUCUUGAUAGUUUUAGGUUUUCUGGUAAUUUGAUCCAACCCACAAAUGGAUUUUGCUCGGUUUCUUUGAAUGGAGUAUUGGACUCGAAUCAAUGCUCAGAGGAAAUAGUUAUUGAUAAUGGUGAUGUUUCUAUUGAGAGCUUAAAUGUUGAGAAGCAGCCAGUGGUUGUUUACAAGAAACCAAUUGACUUCACCAAAAUCGAUGCAAAGCUACUACCCACUGUGAUGAUUAUUGGCCGACCAAACGUUGGAAAGUCUGCCUUGUAUAACCGAUUGAUUCGGAGGAGGGAGGCACUUGUUUACAACACUCCAGAUGAUCAUGUAACGAGGGAUAUUAGAGAAGGGAUUGCUAAAUUAGGUGAUUUGAGGUUUAAUGUGUUGGACUCUGCUGGUAUAGAGACCGAAGUUUCUUCGGGUACUAUUCUUGGUAGAACCACAGCUAUGACGGCUAAUGUGCUUGCUAGGACUCAGUUUGCAGUUCUUAUUAUCGACGUGAGGGCGGGGUUGCAUCCAUUAGAUUUGGAGGUUGGGAAAUGGCUGAGAAAGCAUGCUCCACAGAUUAAACCCAUUGUAGUAAUGAAUAAAUCGGAAUCACUCGGUGAAUCUCUUGCUGAAGUUGCUUCAGAAGCUCUUGCGCUCGGAUUUGGUGAACCUACUGCUAUAUCAGCUGAGACCGGACUUGGUAUGACUUCACUUUACGAAGUUCUUCGUCCUCUACUAGAGGAUUACAUGGUCGAAACAUUAAACGAUAGAUGCAGUCAAGAUGAUGAUCCAAGUGAUGAGAAUGUCUCUGAUGAUAUUGACGAGUCCAAGAUGCCGUUGCAGUUAGCGAUUGUAGGUAGGCCUAAUGUUGGGAAAUCAACAUUGCUCAAUGCAUUGUUGGAAGAAGAGCGUGUGUUGGUGGGUCCAGAAGCUGGUCUUACUAGAGAUGCUGUGAGAGUUCAGUUCGAGUUUCAGGGUAGGACUGUUUAUCUGGUUGAUACUGCUGGUUGGUUGGAGAGAACAGAACGGGACAAAGGACCAGCGUCUUUAAGUAUCAUGCAAUCAAGAAAGAGUCUGAUGCGGGCACAUAUUAUCGCUUUAGUUCUUGAUGCUGAAGAGAUCAUAAAAGCUAAAUGCAGUAUGACACAUUCAGAAGUAGUUAUAGCUAGACGCGCUGUAGAAGAAGGACGUGGUCUGGUCGUUAUCGUUAACAAAAUGGAUUGUCUAAGAGGGAAACAAAACUCUGAGAUGUACAUGAAAAUCAAAGAAGCUGUUCCCAUUGAAGUUCAGACAGUUAUUCCUCAGAUUACGGGCAUACCGGUUGUGUUUAUCUCUGCAUUAGAGGGGAGAGGACGUUUAGAAGUAAUGAACCAAGUCAUUGACACAUACAAGAGAUGGUGUUCAAGACUUUCCACAGGACGUCUCAAUCGCUGGUUGCGUAAGGUUAUGAGCCGACAUUCUUGGAAAGACUCGGCUUCACAGCCAAAGAUCAAGUUUUUUACACAAGUGAAAGCUAGACCACCAACUUUUGUGGCGUUUAUGAGCGGGAAAAACCAGUUACUGGAAAGCGACAUAAGGUUCUUGACUAGAUCAUUGAAAGAAGACUUUGAUUUAGGCGGGACUCCCAUUCGAAUCAUACAGCGGGCUGUUCCUCGGACAUCCUCUGGUACAAGCGGCGUAACAGGAAGAAGCCCUGGUGGUCGAGUGGUGCCAAGAACCACUUCAGACAAACGAACCGUCUCGGUCUAA
Messenger RNA from Arabis nemorensis, 1902 nucleotides. The record is from the annotation of a GenBank genome assembly. Lineage: Eukaryota; Viridiplantae; Streptophyta; Magnoliopsida; Brassicales; Brassicaceae.